Molecule: messenger RNA, 528 nt
Organism: Miscanthus lutarioriparius
Lineage: Eukaryota; Viridiplantae; Streptophyta; Magnoliopsida; Poales; Poaceae
Source: the annotation of a GenBank genome assembly
AUGGUGAUGCACUCCAAGAUCAAACUACCAAUGCCUAAUGAUGGCGUACGCGCCGUGGCGACGCCCGUCGCGCGAGAGCCGCUGCUGCAGCAGCAGGACGCAGCAGCACCGCCGCAGCCACACGAGGCCGGCGAUGGGCAGCCGCUCGACGCCGCGGGCGCCCGUGUCGCCAGCAGCUUCCCGUGGCUGCCGGCCGCGGGGUUCGCGUACCUGACGUUCAGCUCCGGGAUGGCGCUACACCGGUGCUGGCCGGACCAAGGCGACGUGGCGUUCGUGGUGUCGGCGUACGCCGACCUGCUCCUGCUCUUCUGGUGCCUGCGGCGGUACGAGCGCGCGGAGCCCGGGUCGUCCCUCAGGGAGUGGCUGAAGCUGGCGGUGUGGCUGCUCACGUCCGCGCUCACGCUCCUCUUCUCGUACAAGGUGGCCGCCGUGAUGCCGGCCGCCGUCGCGGCGGUCGUCUGGGUCAUGGGCCUCGCCACCAUCUGCGGUGGGUUCCUCGCAUUCUUCUGCUUUCAGAAGAAGACGUGA